This is a messenger RNA of Pisolithus orientalis, 1256 nucleotides long. Its product is annotated as SUR7/PalI family-domain-containing protein. The transcript has 5 exons. The coding region runs from base 200 to 991 and encodes 263 amino acids. The record is from RefSeq and is a predicted model, not a curated record. NCBI's taxonomy places the organism in Eukaryota, Fungi, Basidiomycota, Agaricomycetes, Boletales, Pisolithaceae. Gene Ontology annotation, cellular component: cell cortex of cell tip; plasma membrane. Gene Ontology annotation, biological process: fungal-type cell wall organization.
GAACGGCACGCUUGUGUCGCGUGGACGGCGCAAGUGGGAGUCGCGUUAAUUGAACUUGUCUCAGAGGACGACAGUCACGACUUUGCUUCUCGUUUCUUUGCUUCAGCACUGAGAAAAAUAACGAUAAUGAGGGGGGAGUAUUGCAUCGGAGGCGCAUCUUUUCUAUCUGCCGUCGCUGUGCUACUCAUGAUCUUUGUCCAUGUAUGUCAGAGGAAGAAGUCUCAUGGUCACAAUCUUAUCGACGCCCGCAGGUCGGACAAAUCAACACCUCAUCAGUUCCUUAUGGAAUUUCCAUGGCAACUCUCAACGUCUCGGGCUAUGGGUGAAGAUUCUCACGCGGAGGUUUAUCGCCUUAUUGACGUCGACGUUCUCCAGCUAUGCCCUCUAUCAGGCUUUCCAAGAUCCCAUACAGGGCUUGUACACUGACGAUGCGUCACUGCCUCUAGGACAGGGGCUUGGGCUUCGACAAGAAUAUAAAUUCGGCUUGUAUUCGUACUGUGCCUAUGUCAAUGGCUCGGCAGGGUCCUGUUCGAACCACACUGUUGCCAGCAGAUUCGAGCCGUACAGCGCCAUAACAGCGGACAUGCUGCAGAACUACUCGCAAUACUCGGAUUAUAUCUUCGUCGAUACCACGUUCAAGAAUUCAUCAUACCUGGGGUACAACUCCCACGUCGCCUAUUACUUUUUGCUAUUCGGCACGCUCUUUGCGUUCCUCUCAUUGUUGACCGGAGUCCUCAGACACACGUUUCUUUUCUUCAUUUCAGCCGCGUUGGCCAUCUUGUCCACGAUCUUCAUCCUGAUUGGGGCUGCUAUAUGGACAUCCUUGGUCAAGAAAGCGGAGGGCGUAAACACUCUGCAAAUUUCCUCCGGUGUCCCGGAUGGCAUAAGCAUGUCAUACGGGACUGGGAUAUACCUUAGUUGGGCGGCCUUUGCAUGCUUAGCGGCCUCCAUUGUGCCAUAUUUGAUAAGUUGCUGCACUUACCGUGGAUAAGGUGAUGCCGGGCACACGAAGCAGAAUGAUGAUAUGUUGGCGACACGUCUAACGAAAAUGAUACCACACACCCUGACACCCCACGCGAAACCCCUUUUAUGUAUGGAAAUGACGGACAAUGAAGCAUACAUAGUAAUGCAUAUUUAAGGCCUGUCGACACGGUGUGUGAACAAAAAAGAGAAGCCAGUAGCCCACCGCGAGGGUCGAACUCGCAGCCUUCAGAUUGCCUAGUGGUUAAGAGUCUGACGCUCUAUCCGAUUGAGCU